Messenger RNA from Aspergillus luchuensis, 1218 nucleotides. RefSeq names its product RNA-binding protein. Gene Ontology annotation, biological process: mRNA splice site recognition. Gene Ontology annotation, cellular component: cytosol. The record is from RefSeq and is a predicted model, not a curated record. Gene Ontology annotation, molecular function: mRNA binding. The coding region runs from base 1 to 1218 and encodes 405 amino acids. The transcript is spliced from 4 exons. Lineage: Eukaryota; Fungi; Ascomycota; Eurotiomycetes; Eurotiales; Aspergillaceae.
AUGUCAAACAUGUCUUUCCAGAACUUUGAUUCUUUCCAAAACCAGCACCCUGCUGCUGACGCCGCCGCUGCCGCUCCUGGCGCUCCUGCUACCGCGGACACCGCCAUGACUGGCCAGGCUGACCCUACUACCGCCCCCUUCCAGGGUCCUGCUCCCGGGGAGCCCUCUGCUGCCCCUGUUCCCCAGCAGGCCAACGAGGGAAAGACUACCCUCUGGAUGGGUGAGCUUGAGCCCUGGAUCGAUGAGAACUUCGUUCGCAACCUCUGGUUCCAGAUGGGUGAGCAGGUCAACGUUAAGAUGAUCCGCGACAAGUUUUCUGGGAGCAACGCCGGUUACUGCUUCGUCGACUUUGCGUCCCCUGCCGCCGCCGCCAAGGCUCUGUCCCUGAACGGUACCCCCAUGCCCAACACCAACCGUCUGUUCAAGCUCAACUGGGCUACCGGUGGUGGUCUUGCCGACCGCAGCCGUGAUGACCGUGGCCCUGAGUACUCGAUCUUCGUUGGUGACUUGGGCCCCGAGGUCAACGAGUACGUCCUCGUUUCUCUCUUCCAGAGCCGCUUCCCGUCUUGCAAGUCCGCCAAGAUCAUGACCGACCCCAUCAGCGGCAUGUCUCGUGGCUACGGCUUCGUCCGCUUCUCCGAUGAGAACGACCAGCAGCGUGCUCUGAGCGAGAUGCAGGGUGUCUACUGUGGCAACCGUCCCAUGCGCAUCUCUACUGCUACUCCCAAGAACAAGGGCCCCAGCCUUGGUGCUGCCGGUGCUAUGGGCAUGCCCGGCCCCGCGGGCAUGUACCCUCCCAUGGGCGCUCCCCCCAUGGGCUUCUACGGUGCUCCCCAGCCCAUGAACCAGUUCACCGACCCCAACAACACCACCGUUUUCGUUGGCGGCCUGUCUGGCUACGUCACUGAGGAUGAGCUCCGCUCCUUCUUCCAGGGCUUCGGUGAAAUCACCUACGUCAAGAUCCCCCCUGGAAAGGGCUGCGGUUUCGUCCAGUUCGUCCAGCGCCAUGCUGCUGAGAUGGCCAUCAACCAGAUGCAGGGAUACCCUAUUGGAAACUCCCGUGUGCGUCUGAGCUGGGGUCGCUCUCAGAACAACUCUGGCCCUGCCGGCAGCCCCUACCGUCCUGCUCCCCCUCCGCCUCCCAUGUACCCCUCCAUGGGCAUGCCCCCCGCUCACGGAUACGGCGGCUUCGCGCCUAUGAAGGUCGGUUCCCCUUGA